Fusarium verticillioides 7600 is the source of this 642-nucleotide messenger RNA. RefSeq lists its product as hypothetical. NCBI's taxonomy places the organism in Eukaryota, Fungi, Ascomycota, Sordariomycetes, Hypocreales, Nectriaceae. The transcript has a single exon. The record is from RefSeq and is a predicted model, not a curated record. Bases 1 to 642 code for a protein of 213 amino acids.
AUGAACCCUUGCCCAGGCAAACCAACUGAUCUUGUCGCUUGCGGCAGCGAAAGAUUCGGAAGCUACAGUGCUAUCAAUACUGGUCUGAAGAGCGAGCUUUGGCCUGAUCAGGAUCAGUUGCCUGAUAAUCCGAUACCAGAUUGCUUGGGUUGGACGUUCAAGUUGCCCAGUGAUGCCGUAUUUCCAGGUGAGGGCAGUGGUGUUCAGAGCUGUCGGCGCGCUUGCAGAUAUCUGAAGUCGAAGACAUUGAUGAUGUACGACAAGCAAUGUGUUUGCACGAACGCUACCGUGUCGAAACAUUCUCCUAAUCGCGUUCCAGAAGAAAUGUGUUCUUUUCGAUGGGCUAGGAAACCUUGUGGUGGAUAUCCGUAUUCUCUUCGCGCUGCCCUUUUCAGCGUGUAUUAUGCGAGUGAGUCUAAGAAGCCUGUACCUCAUGCAGCUACGCCGCAAGAUGCGACAUCGCCUACCGAGACCAAACCUGCCAAGACCGUCGCACAGACUCCCGGGCGAUCAGUUGGAGAGAUUAUAGAAGGUGUGGAGACGGAAGUUCAGCUCCAGUUGCUGAUCCUUGAGGGAGGAGUUUGGGAGAUUUUUGCGUGGAUGGGUCGCGUCAUGACAAAACUGGUUACGCCAAGGGAAUGA